AUCAAAUCGAAGCGGCAACGCCGGCCAGCACACACACGCACGCACACUCCACAAAUAUUCCGUGUUUUUUUUCCUUGCGGAUUUCCUGAAUUCCAGGCAUUGACCGCCAAAGCGCCGACGCACAUGAACUAGAAAUGGAGUGGCACGAAGUGGAGUUGGACGGCAGUCGCACGGCGGCAUUUCCUGAGCGCGCCGUACCCGGAUUUGGCCAGGAGCCGGCGGAUAUGGAGACCGCCGACUACCUGGGCGGCAUCAUACGCGGCGGCCAUUGGGGCUGGGUGACCUGCCGUUAUGGCAAAGACGCCACCCUUCUGGUCUGCAGCAUGACCACCGGCGAGAGCUUCUCCCGGCACCGCUUCUGGAGCAGCGAGUCCGCAGACGAGGGACAUGGUAGCCCCGGGCAGCGCAGCAGCAUCCGCUGUGUGGAGGAACUCUUUCCCGGUGAGCCGGAACGCACCGCGAUGUUGGCCAUCUGCCUGGAGUCGUGGGAGAGCGGGGAGCGCCCAAUGGACGCCAAGACGCAGGUGCUCAUCUACUCGAUCCCCAACAGUCGAGUGCUGCGCCGCUUCCACCUGCCAUGUGGCCUACACUGCAGCGCGCUCACCUUCCUCGACCGGGACAUCUGUGACGCAACGCGAGUGGCCCGAUUCGACGGCUGCCUGGCCGUGGCCACCAAGGAGGGCAUCGUCCUGCUAGUCGAUCUCAAUAGCGACAGCCUGGUGGAGCAGCCAGGACGGCGCUGCAGCCUAAGCAACUCCAGUUCCGAGGGCGACCCAUGCUACGGGGAAAUUUUCAGCUUCCCCGGCGAGGAGCUUCAAGAUCGCUUUAACCUCCUGCUGGACGAAUGUCGCUCAAAGGGCGCCCAUUUAGCCGUACGGUUGAGUGUGGCCCACAGCGGAAUCAGGUGCUUGAUGGGCAUCAGCUUGGCCCCCGGCUUUGCCGCUGGCCUAGAGGAUGGCCGCGUCCUGAUCUACGACCUGCUGCACUUCCAAGUGACCACUACACUGCAGCCGCCGGGAAGAAGUGAAGGGGCUCACGGGGCCGUGCAGCGAAUGUGCGUUAUCAUGCCGCCGGACGACCCCAAGCCCUGCUUCUACAUAUGUGCAUUAUACCAAAGCGCCGACGGCCUCAACAUGUUGCUGCACUGCGUCAGCUACAGGCGCUCAUACGUGGAGCAGGGGAUCGACCUGUUACGCUUCGAGCACUUCCAUUCCAGCUCGGUGCGCAACCACCAAGUCUUCGACAGGGGCAUUUGCUCCGUAACCGGCUGCACUACGGCCUCCACUUUCAGCUUUGCCGGGGACAGCGGAACGCUACUGCUCAUCAUAUCCUGGCACUCAAGCACAGACCGCAAAAAUAAGCUCGUCCUGUUCGACAUCAACCAGUGGUACAAAGAAGAGAUGCCCCCAUGCGUGCGCCAUUACGAAACGCCCCAUUAUCUCGCCGGCUAUAUCCUCAGUGGUCUGCCCACGGGAUUAGGAUUGCAUCUGCGUGCCAACUCCAUUUUGCACUUUGCCUCACUGCAGCGCUACGAUGAGCACUUCUAUCCCGAUUCCCUGACGUUUGAUUGCACACUGCUGACCCCAACUGGCAGCCGCUACUACGCUCAGGACGGAGUGCAACAUCGUUUCCUUAACGCCCUGCGCUGGGAGCGCGCUACGCUCUUUCUGCGACCACAGUCCUACCACGAGGAUAUCGUUCGCCUGCGCCUCCUGCCUCAGUUCUGUGAGCUGAAUCCGAACGCCACGUUCUCUAAGACUGCCAUGUACGAGGUAAUUUUGUCUGUGGCCCUAGAGCACAAGUGCGGGGCCCUGCUGAACGACUGCGCCCGUAGCUGGCUGGACGGCAGCUUCUUGUGCAACAUGCUCGAUCCCACGGAGCUUUCGCUGUCCACGCUGACCAACUGGAUCGUGAAGCGCGCUGGUCAAAUCAAGACGCGCUGCUCGGAACUUUGUCAGGGCAUCUUCGACUACGGCGGCUACUCGUUGGACGAGCGGGAGCGGCGUGAGUUCAAAGAGCUCUCUGCCCAGCUACGUGAGCUACUGCGUCUGCAGUCCUACAUUGUCGAGCUGGGUCGUCGCCGACUAACACCCUCCUUGCUGGCCGAGUGCAAGACCAACGAACAGGCGCUGCGGACAGUGCACGAGUACCAGAGAGUGCUUUACUGGUUUAUCGAGCAAGGUCUCCUGCCCGAGGGGCAGCACGAGAAUCAUCGGGAGACCCGGGAGCAGCCGCUGGUUCGUCUUCGACACGUUUACUCCGAGAGGCGGGCGCAGCGAAAGAAACUGUACAUCGACUCUCUGGGGGAGCUCACCUCCCUCUCGGACCCCUAUCCGCCGGACUCGCUACAUGCGCUUCUGCACGUGAUGCUCGAUCCGGACAAAGAGCCCUCCCACAAGCAUGCUCUUAUCCUAUACCUGCUGCUGGAUCUGGACCCACAGCUGGGCAGGCGCUUCCAGACUGCCUUUCAAUUGGGCGAAGAACUGGCCAAGUCGGUGCGCUCAUUUUGGUGCUUGGACCGCGGCGAUUACGAACAUUGCGUUAAGGAGCUGUACAAGGACCCCGCUCCCGCCAACAACUUUGAGGAGUGGCAGAUGCGCCUGCUCCUAGAGACUCUGCUGGAUGGCGGGGCUGUCAAGGCGGCCAUGCGAGUGGCCAGCCAACCGCCUGGUCCCCUGUCAUCGGCGCUGCACAUGAGCGUGCUCCUGGCCAACGAAAACAUGGCGGAGGCCUUCCUGAUCGCCCGCCUCUACGACGACGAGGAGGAGGGGCAGUCGCUGCUGGAGCGCUUCUUCCGACACUGUAUCGAACGCAGACGCUUCAGAGUGCUGGCCGAGCUGUGCCUAAGGGAGCCGGAGGAGCGGCUUUUGUACCGCCUGCUGCGCCAGUGCCGCUCGCGGCAAACGGAGUGCGUUCACUUGAUCCUGCUGCUGCAAAAGAGUAAGUUCAUCGAGGCAGUGUCCUUCAUGGAUGACGUGGCCGUCGAGCGCCAGCGAGAGGACGAGUCCUCCAGCACUAUUAUUUCUGCCUACCGGUCAACGAUGGCGCCGGUUGCCCAGAACAUUGCCGGCACCUAUCUCCGCAUCCGCGAAACCCUGGUCGGCCUUGAGGAUGCUAAGAAGGGCGGUCUUUUGCAGCCCUUCAGCUGUCAGCUGGUCAAACAGAACGCGAGCGGCCAGGUGGGUGGCAUCUUUCAGAGCUCCGCCGUCAGUGCCCACUGGGCAACACACUUCGAGACGCCUCCUGUCUUACCCCCCGUCUCUGUCCCUGCCAAAAUGGGCUACACCAACAUUCCCUUUCUCCGGCAUGCACAAUACGGACUCUCGGAGCUUCCCCACCGGCGGCGCAAGGUGCGACCAGUACCCCACCAGGCGGUGGAGAAGCGGCAGCGAGAGCAAGAGGAGCAGCAACGAGAGGACCGCGAGCGCAGGCAGCAGUACUCACUGCAACCUCGAAAACGCCGCCGCCUAUUGGCUGAGCAAUUGGUUGAGGACGUUAAGGGCCAUGUAAGAUCCAUUCUAGACCAAGAGUCAGAACAGCAGUCGGAGUUGGAAGAGGCGGGGCGGAACCAGGCCAGCGAUCUCUUGCAGCCGCCAACUUUCCUUCAGACGCGCCAGACGACUACACGCCAAGGCAGCAGCUCGCCCCAGGCUAUUCUCACGAUCCUGAAGCGGCAUUCGGCCGUGGACGCCGUGGGAGGCACUCCGCCGGUGGCUACGUCCACCACACUAGCGGGACCAAAGAGAUUCCGCUUUAUGCCGCCCAUACCCUUGCGUAUGGAUGGAUCGAUGGAGGUGGACAGCGAGGAUGCCGCCGAAGAGGACGAGGGGGAGGAGGAGGAGGAAACCGACGAGAUUAUCGUUGAGAUCGAGUCCAGAAGCGAGCCUAGGAGCACCUGCAGCGUUGAGUCCGACGAGGACGAGGAGUUCCUUUCCCCGUUGGCCUCGGCCAAUGUGUCUUUAGUGGACCAAGUGAUGGUGCCACCGCGGGAAUCUCCUAGGCCUUUGGCACCGCCAGCUGGCCCACAGCCACGUAGCUCAUUGCUUCACGGGCGAAACGAAAUCGGAAGAGGAGGUGGAAGUGGGACUGGAAGUCAGAGCAGCAGUGGAUUCGGCAGCUUUGCCACCGUCCGCCCGACACCGACGACAUCUCAUUCCCAGUUCUUGCCCACCAUCUGCUCCUCCAAGAUGGGCGAGACGCAGUCGCAGGUCUUCUCCAGUGGCAGCUGUGGGGUAAAGAUAUCCGAACGCACAACCAUCUGUGGCGAAAUGGAAUCAACCGAUCUUGGUUCGGAGGUUACGGCCGCACCCAGUUCGCAAUGGUCUCUGCCUGCAGCACGGCCUGCAGUCCAGGGACACCGGAUGAUGGAUACCACUCUGGAGAUGUCCACCUACGAUGUGGCGUCGCUUGAGCAGCCAGACAUCCAGGUUCUGAAUGAAGAGGAGGAACUAAAGCUGGGCGACACGCAGUCGGUUGAGGAGCAGGAGCAGCAGAAUCAACAUGAUGAGCAGGAGCCAGAGCGUUCGGAGAUGGGCGGCCUGCUGGAAUACCUGGGCAGCUCGGAAGCACCUGCUCAGGAGCCUCUGUCCUCGCCCACCUACAGUCUAAGCAGCGAAGAAUCAGACCUUUCCUCGGCCGACAUCCGGAACCCCUUGCUGCCCACGCUGCACAACGAUGACCCCAUGUACUCGAUCGUUGUGGAGUCGACAGGUUCCAUCACCACAUCGCGAUCGGUAACGCACACGCCCACUUCCUUCCUGCCCAGUGACACAAACGUCUCGCAGAACUCGAGUCCAAGAGCACCACACGGUGGUGAAGGAGAUGGCUCGCCGAUCUCCAUGUACCGCGCCAAUAGCCUGGAAACGGUCGAUGACCUAGACACCACAAAGGGUUCGCUAGAGGAGGAGGAGGAGUACGAUGAGGAUGACUGCGUCAUAGCACUGGACGGCACUGAGGUACGCGGCUAUGUGGCCCGUCCGCAGCCAUCGGGAGCCUGCAGCAGUGCCGAGCUGUUCGCCUUCAAGGACGACUGCCCGGAGGAGGCGGCCAGCGGCCCUUGUCCUUCCCUUUCGCUUGGCGCCACGGUCAAUAGCGACUCGGAUGUGGCCGACACUAUUGUGCUGGACAGCGAUGAGGAGUCGCAGAAGGCAGGGGAUUGUCAGCCAGAACAGCAGAAGGAGGUAGAGUGGCCCAUGGAGGAGGAUGCUGGCAGCAACGAUUCUGUGGCCACAGUGGCGUUUAGCGAAAGCAAGCAGAAUCCUGUCGAGAACGAUAUGGAGGUGGAUGUGGUGGAAGAAAAGCUCCUGGAGGAGAUUCCCGAAGAGGAGGUAGAAGAAAAGCCCUUGGAGAAGAUUCCCCAAGAGGAGGCUGAAGAGGAGGGCAAAGAGGAUCCCGAACAGGAGCCACUUUUGGUCCAAGAAGAGGAUUCUAGGCAGAGCCUAACGCUGGUACUCUCCGAUGACGAGACCGAGGAGCCAGCUGUGGCUCCAUUGCCGACUCGUUCUUUGCGCCCGCGUCGCGGCUCCUCAGAGUACCGCGAUAGCCCGCGUCCCCUGCGAUCGCAACGUUCCUCCUUGGAUCACCAGGACAGUCCCGCUCCGGUGGCUGGCCGCAAGAUGCGUCUGCGUAGUAAUGACGCCAUAGCCUCGUCGCCCGCAGCUACUCCGCCGGUCGCCACGCCCAAACGCCGAGCGUUUCAGCACAAGCACCUGCUGGAGGUGAUCGACGAGCAGAGUUCCCUGGACGCUUCGUUGCCGCGCACCCGCUCCCGCUCGCGCCUAAGCGUGGACUCGGAGGCCCCAAAUUCCAGACCCACCACGCCCACAGCUAGGGUCCGCAGCAAGCGGGCCACUUCGCUGGUGCCCACGACGGAGAGUCCGAGUGCCCGGCGUUUACUGCGCCGCAACAGCGAACCGCCAGCCGCUGUGGGAAUGCAACAGCCCGUGCGCAAACCGAGGGCGGGAGGCGUGAGAUCGCGCAAGACGAGCCAAACCGAUCAAAAUCUGUCUGCAUCGCCGGCUCCGGCAGACGAGCCUCCAUUAGUCACCGAAGAAUCCGCAACAGCGGAGGAGGAGCGACCACGUCCUCGUCGCGUUGGCAGACGGCGCAUCUCCGACCUGAGUGACCAGUCUGCCAAGGCCGCGGAAACAGAUGCUCCUGCCACGGAAGCCACCAGUUCGAGGACAAGCUCCAGGACCAACUCCGCCAACAGUACCACCACCACCAAGACCCGGGAACUGCGUCCGCGCACGCGUCGCAACUCGAAGUCAGAUGUUUAGCGUCCCCGUAUCCCUCGUCCCCAUAGUCUCUACAAGAGCAUCCGUCGCGUGCGAAACCCACGGAGGGUAUGUGCGUUGCACGGAACUCGACUAAACCAAAUUUCACACCAUCAUUUUAAGGAACAGUGGUGGAGGAUGGUACCGAGAAGUAAGAAACGGCGUAGAAAGCAACGAUCUAGAACACUAGAAUCACUUUUACUUUGCUUACACUAAAUACCAAUUUGAAUUGGCAUACGUUUUGAAUGUUUAAUAAAUCAGUUGGAGUUUAAACUAAAAUGGGAAAAAA
Drosophila suzukii is the source of this 6564-nucleotide messenger RNA. It is a transcript of the gene Elys, whose product is annotated as AT hook containing transcription factor 1 homolog. The record is from RefSeq and is a predicted model, not a curated record. Lineage: Eukaryota; Metazoa; Arthropoda; Insecta; Diptera; Drosophilidae.